ACUACAAAGCGGAAGUCAGAAAAUGCGAGAUUUGAAAUGGAUGUCUAUCAAACGUAAAAAUGCUGUCUCUUCAGGAAUAUAACAACAGCGAUUCUAGUGACGCAGAAGAUGAAAAAACAGAUUCAACAGAAGAUUUCACAGCUCAUCUUAAACCAAUCGAUCCAGAUAAAAAGUCCAUAACCACAUUGGCUUUAAAUGCUGCCCCGGCUAUCGCGACAAAGGAAGACAUUGAACAGAAAAGACAUAUUGGAAGUUCUGUAAAAGAAGUCACAUAUAAUCCUAAAUAUGAGGAACUUUAUGCUCCAAAGGUUGGACCUGCAAAUCCAUUCAAAACCCGACAGAUGCUGGCCACCAGGAACACCCUGGCUGGGUUUGCAGAACCUGCUCAUGUCAGUAACUUUGAAUUUGAGAACCAGAGAAGGACAUUUCAUAGUUAUGGAUAUGCUGUGGAUCCCUCAGAAGGAAACAGUGUUGUAGCUGAACCGGUAAUGAUUGGUGAUGUCACUGCUAAGGACGAAAAUAAAGGAAAAACAGUUUUUGAAUCAACAAAGAAAAGACCCGAGGAUAAAAGAAAGAGAUUACGUAAUGAUGACCCGGGCAAUGUUGAAGGAUAUUUGGGACCCUGGGGCAAAUUUGUUGAUGAAAAAACUGUCAUGAAACCAAAUGAGGAAGAGAAAAAAGAACUCGAUGAAAUUCUGGCUAAAAGAAGCAAAACAACAAAACAGACAGAAGAAAAGAUUGGUGAUGAAAAGACCACUCUUCACAUUAAAGAUGCCUACGACUACCAAGGGAGAUCAUUCUUACACAUUCCCCAGGAUGUCGGGGUCAACCUUAAGUCAGAGGAUCCACCUGAAAAGUGCUUCCUGCCCAAAAAACACAUCCACACCUGGACGGGGCACACCAAGGGGGUUUCUGCCAUUCGAUGGUUUCCUUUAUCGGCACAUUUACUGUUAUCUUGUAGUAUGGACUGCAAAAUUAAGAUCUGGGAGGUUUACAAUGAGAGGCGGUGCAUACGUACCUACAGUGGACACAAACAGGCAGUUAGGGACAUCACUUUCAAUAACUCAGGGAAGGAGUUCCUCAGUUGUGGUUAUGACAGGUACAUCAAACUGUGGGAUACAGAAACAGGUGAAUGCAAGUCUCGCUUUACUAGUCGAAAAGUGCCCUACUGUGUUAAAUACCACCCAGAGGAAGACAAACAACAUUUAUUUGUUGCAGGAACUUCAGACAAGAAAAUUGUCUGUUGGGACAUUAGGUCUGGGGAGAUUGUACAGGAGUAUGACAGACAUUUAGGAGCUGUCAACACAAUUACAUUUGUAGAUCAAAACAGGAGAUUUGUGUCCACAUCAGACGACAAGAGUCUACGAGUUUGGGAAUGGGAUGUUCCUGUGGACUUUAAAUACAUUGCUGAUCCUAGUAUGCAUUCCUGUCCGGCUGUGCAACUUUCAAGGAAUGGUAAAUGGUUGGCUUGUCAGUCCAUGGACAACAAGAUCAUAAUCUUCAAUGUACUAAACAGAUUUAAAUACAUGAGGAAGAAGACAUUUACAGGUCACAUGGUUGCAGGUUAUGCAUGUGGAGUGGAUUUUUCCCCUGAUAUGAGCUACCUAAUUUCUGGAGAUGCUGAUGGUAAAUUAUAUAUCUGGGACUGGAAGACAACAAAACUGUACAAUAAAUUUAAAGCACACGAUGAUGUGUGUAUCGGUGUGUUGUGGCAUCCUCAUGAAACAUCUAAGGUGGCCACAUGUGGCUGGGAUGGUGUCAUCAAGUACUGGGACUGAAGGGAAAGAGUCAACUUCCAAGAACUGUAAAAGCUUACUAUGUCAAAUGUGAUACCCCCGGUACUCCCUAUUUGUGAAAGGGCAGCUCAGUGAAUAAUGAAAUGCAUUAGAGAAAUAGGUGGUUAAUGAUAAAGAAUUUGUUAUGCCAGGGCUUCAGGUAGGAAAUGAGAAUAACAUUUCCGUUUUAAUAUAGUGGAAGGAAUGGAAUGAUUUUGUCUUUAUCUGUACUGAUCACACAUUCUUAACAUUUAUACAAUGUAUUACAUUUAAUGUUCACGUUUCAUACUAUUCAAAUCAUUACAAUAAGAAUUCAUCAGUCCAUUCAACCUGUUGUACAAAUCUGUGUGCUUAUUGAUAAUAAAGGCAAAA
Molecule: messenger RNA, 2147 nt
Organism: Saccostrea echinata
Lineage: Eukaryota; Metazoa; Mollusca; Bivalvia; Ostreida; Ostreidae
Product: pre-mRNA-processing factor 17-like
Exons: 14
Coding region: 60-1778 (572 amino acids)
Biological process (GO): mRNA splicing, via spliceosome
Cellular component (GO): catalytic step 2 spliceosome
Molecular function (GO): protein binding; mRNA binding
Source: RefSeq, a predicted model, not a curated record